AUGGCCUCUCCCAUGGACUUGGAAAACACAGGCCACACCGGCGCUCCCCCUCCCGGGCAGGCCCAGCAACAACAACAACCAAAGGCACAAGACUCGGACCACCCCACAGCGGUCCAACCCUUCAACAAGACCAAGCAAGCCCGUCUCCCAGGCGGCAAGAACACCAAGAUCCACCGCCGGCCCAUGCACCGCGCCACCCCGGCCGCCCUCCAGAACUCGGGCGGCGCCCGGCACCCCAUCUACGUCUCCUCCCGCACGCCCUUCAUGUCCGUCGUCCGGCGCGUGCAGAGGCAGCUCGACCGCUCUUCUCCACCGACGACGACGGCGACGACAACAGCAACAACAACAAGAAGAAACCGGACGCUCCCGCAGCGCAUCCAGGCCCUGCGCUCCGCGCCACAGCAGCAGCAGCAGUCUGGCGCUGGCGGUGGCGCCUACGACGGCUUCGGGGAAGACGUGGUCAUCACGGGCACGGGCAAGGCCAUCGAGAAGACGCUCAACGUGGCCGCCUGGUUCUUCCGCCAGCCCGACUGCCGCGUGAACCUGCGCACGCGCACCGUGGCCGCCGUGGAUGACUACGUCCUUGGUGGGGACGAGGAGGAGGAGGGGGAGGAUGAGCGCGCCGCCGACGGACAGCCACGUGGCGAGCCGGAGAGCGGGAGCCGCGUGCGGAUGGUCAGCUGUCUCGAUGUGGCGGUGCGGCGGUACAGGUGA
Molecule: messenger RNA, 714 nt
Organism: Thyridium curvatum
Lineage: Eukaryota; Fungi; Ascomycota; Sordariomycetes; Thyridiales; Thyridiaceae
Exons: 1
Coding region: 1-714 (237 amino acids)
Biological process (GO): intronic box C/D snoRNA processing; rRNA processing; nuclear-transcribed mRNA catabolic process, RNase MRP-dependent
Cellular component (GO): ribonuclease MRP complex; nucleolar ribonuclease P complex
Molecular function (GO): RNA binding
Source: RefSeq, a predicted model, not a curated record